Molecule: messenger RNA, 2621 nt
Organism: Bactrocera oleae (olive fruit fly)
Lineage: Eukaryota; Metazoa; Arthropoda; Insecta; Diptera; Tephritidae
Gene: ort
Product: ora transientless
Biological process (GO): regulation of membrane potential; chloride transmembrane transport; nervous system process
Cellular component (GO): neuron projection; plasma membrane; synapse
Molecular function (GO): excitatory extracellular ligand-gated monoatomic ion channel activity; transmitter-gated monoatomic ion channel activity involved in regulation of postsynaptic membrane potential; chloride channel activity
Source: RefSeq, a predicted model, not a curated record
UAAAUUCAAAUCUCAACGUUGUAACCGCCAGUCAGCGGCGGAUGUUCAGCGCAAUUAGACGUGCAAAUCUAAAAGUGAAAGCAACUUCAAAGAGGUUAAGACAAGCGGAGACAAUUAUUAUAAAAAUUACUUUAAAUUCCUAAAUUAAUAAUUCCAUAAAAUGAGUUUUCAUAGAAAUUUAAUAAUUUCGAAUAUGUUUUCAAAUAUGUGCUUAAAACCAAAACGUGCUUUAUGUAAAACCAAAUAAAGUACGCCUACGGUAUUACAUAAGUUUGCCUGUGAAAAAAUUGAAGUGUUUUCCAAAAGCAACUGUUGUGAAUGCGAGUUUAAAAAUUAGCAAACAGAACUUUCGAAUAUAAAACUCUUUUAAUAUUAUAUAAAAUAUACGCUUCGAAUACUCGUUAUGGAAUAUCAAAUAUUUCUCUUGGUAAUAUUUUCAAUAUGUUUAGAGAAAUUCACAACAGGCGAAUACCAGCAAAGCUUAGCGAUAACAGAUAUAUUGCCCGAGGACAUAAAGCGAUAUGACAAAAUGCGUCCACCCAAAAAGGAUGGUCAACCAACAAUUGUUUAUUUUCACGUCACCGUAAUGGGUCUCGAUUCGAUCGACGAGAAUUCUAUGACUUAUGUUGCGGAUGUGUUUUUUGCACAAACCUGGAAAGAUCACCGCUUACGACUUCCCGAAAACAUGACACAAGAGUAUAGAUUACUAGAGGUCGAUUGGUUAAAGAAUAUGUGGCGGCCAGAUUCUUUCUUCAAGAAUGCCAAAUCAGUUACUUUUCAAACCAUGACAAUUCCUAAUCAUUACAUGUGGUUGUAUAAGGAUAAGACCAUACUUUAUAUGGUGAAGCUAACACUGAAAUUGUCUUGCAUCAUGAAUUUCGCCAUAUAUCCCCAUGAUACACAAGAAUGCAAACUACAAAUGGAAAGUUUGUCACAUACAACAGACGACAUGAUUUUUCAGUGGGAUCCUACGACGCCCUUAGUAGUUGAUGAAAAUAUUGAAUUGCCUCAAGUGGCGCUCAUACGAAAUGAAACAGCAGAUUGCACCCAAGUGUAUUCGACGGGCAAUUUCACCUGUCUCGAGGUCGUUUUUACGCUCAAACGUCGUCUUGUUUAUUAUGUUUUCAACACUUAUAUACCGACUUGUAUGAUUGUUAUAAUGUCUUGGGUAUCAUUUUGGAUAAAGCCAGAAGCUGCGCCAGCGCGUGUUACAUUAGGUGUCACAUCACUGUUGACCUUAUCCACUCAACAUGCGAAGUCGCAAUCAUCUCUGCCGCCGGUUUCCUACUUAAAGGCGGUCGAUGCAUUCAUGUCCGUUUGUACAGUAUUUGUUUUUAUGGCAUUAAUGGAAUAUUGCCUGAUAAACAUUGUGUUGAGUGACACGCCCAUACCGAAACCAAUGGCUUAUCCCCCAAAACCCGUACCGGAGGGUGCGAGAAAGGAACCAGAAAAGCAGCCAGCCACAACUCCCACACCCGCACCUGCGAUCACACCCGCCAAAGGGGUGCCGGAUGAAAAGAUUGAGAAAAUUGAGAAAAUAUUCGACGAAAUGACUAAAAAUAAGCGGGUUGUGCACACACGUCGUGUUGUUCGGCCGCCACUCGACGCCGAUGGCCCUUGGAUACCGCGUCAAGAAUCGCGCAUAAUACUAACCCCAACCAUAGCGCCACCGCCGCCGCCGCCACCGCCAGAGCCCGAGCCGCCUAAACCAAAGCUUACGCCACAGCAAGAGCGUCUGAAGAGAGCCAUUUAUAUUGAUCGCACAUCGAGGGUGCUCUUCCCGGCGCUCUUUGCCGGCCUCAAUGCCAUUUAUUGGAUCAUAUUUUAUGAAUAUCUAUAAGCACACACCAACAUACAUACAUACUCUAUGUACAUCUGCUGUAGCUCAUAUACAUAAAUACAUAUAAAUGCAUUCUCUUCAGCAAUUUAGAGGUGAAUGAUGAGUAUGAUUUGUGGUUUUUACUCAACUCCAUUAGGUUAAAUAAGAAACAAGCAUUAAUAUUUACAUAAAUAUAUGUACGAGUAACUAUAAACGAAGAAAUAGAAAAUAUGUAGAUAAAUAUAGAUAAAGUUGUAGUGUUAAUGAACGAAAGUAGAAAAUUUUAUUCAAAUAAAUUUGCCAAAGCAAGUUAAUCAAAUCUAGUAUGUGUAUACAUAUAGGAAAUAAAGUAUGCACAUACAUAUGUUAACUAGCGGUAAUAUGUAUAAAUACUACUACUAAUAAGCUCGAAAUAAGUUAAUGAGCAGAAAGCUCUAUGUGAAAUUCUUAUGUUAUUAAAUUAUAAAGCCUUAAAUCUUCAAAUUGUAUAAUUUAUGAAACUUUUUAUUUCUUACAAACACUUUACAUUAAUUUGUAUACCGUUAAAGAUCAUAAUCGUGUAUAUUUAUGUCAAGAUCUAACUUAUUACAUAUAUGCCAACAUAUUAUACAUAUGGAUUCAUUAAUCAUUUAUUUCUAAUGUAAUAAUUUAUUUAGAAUGCAUUUUAUAAGCUAAUAGAAGUUGUUAUUGUAAAAAGUGUAAUAAAUUGUAACGAAUUUUAAAAUUAUAUAUUAAUUGUGAUAAUACAAAAUGAAUAUGUGUACAUUUCUGACUUAGCACCAAAUAAAAACCCAAACAGCCU